AUUCAUGCUGAUUUAUGUACCUCUCUAGAGUAUUGUGUCAAAGAAUGCACUCCAGUACCGGGGAAAUUCCCAGCAUGAUGCCCAGGAGUUUCUGUUGUGGCUUUUGGAUCGAGUUCAUGAAGACCUCAAUCAUGCUGUGAAGCAGACUGGCCAGCCUCCUGUGAAGCCACCAUCAGAUACUGAUACGAUGUCUGAGGGACCAUCUUUUUCGGUCUGUAGCACUUUUGUACAAGAACUUUUUCAAGCCCAGUACAGAUCUUCUUUGACAUGCCCUCACUGUCAGAAGCAGAGCAACACCUUUGACCCUUUCCUCUGCAUUUCUUUGCCAAUUCCUCUACCCCACACAAGGCCUCUCUAUGUCACCGUAGUGUAUCAAGGAAAGUGUUCUCACUGCAUGAGGAUUGGCGUGGCCGUGCCCCUGUCUGGGACUGUCGCCAGGCUUCGGGAGGCAGUGUCUAUGGAAACAAAGAUCCCCACUGAUCAGAUUGUGUUAACAGAAAUGUACUAUGAUGGGUUCCACCGUUCCUUUUGUGACACAGAUGACCUGGAAACAGUGCAUGAAAGCGACUGCAUUUUUGCCUUUGAGACUCCAGAAAUAUUCAGGCCUGAAGGAAUUCUCAGUCAGAGAGGAAUCCACUUAAACAACAAUCUGAACCACUUAACAUUUGGCUUGGACCAUCAUAGACUGUCUUCUGCACACGCAGCAGCAAAGCAAGGGAAAAUGGACCUGCCUGUGGCGAGAGCAGGGAGCGACAAGAUUGUCCUGUUAGUGUGCAACCGUGCCUGCACCGGGCAGCAAGGGAAAAGGUUUGGACUACCUUUUGUGUUGCACUUGGAGAAGACAGUAGCCUGGGACUUGCUGCAGAAGGAAAUCUUGGAGAAGAUGAAAUAUUUCCUGAGGCCCACGGUUUGCAUUCAGGUGUGUCCAUUCAGCUUGCGUGUGGUCAGUGUGGUGGGAAUAACAUACUUGCUGCCCCAGGAGGAGCAGCCCCUGUGCCACCCAACAGUAGAAAGGGCAUUAAAAUCUUGUGGACCAGGUGGCACUGCUCAUGUGAAAUUAGUGGUAGAAUGGGACAAGGAGACAAAAGAUUUCUUGUUUGUAAAUACUGAAGAGGAGUAUAUCCCUGAUGCAGAAAGUGUCCGUCUGCAAAGGGAGCGUCAUCAUCAGCCUCAAACUUGCACUUUAUCCCAGUGUUUCCAACUCUACACCAAAGAGGAGCGGCUGGCCCCCGACGACGCCUGGCGCUGCCCGCACUGCAAGCAGCUGCAGCAGGGGAGCAUCACGCUGAGCCUCUGGACCCUGCCCGAUGUGCUCAUCAUACACCUGAAGAGGUUUCGACAGGAAGGAGACAGGCGUAUGAAACUUCAGAACAUGGUCAAGUUUCCCUUGACUGGCCUGGACAUGACACCUCAUGUGGUUAAGAGAAGCCAGAGCAGCUGGAGUUUGCCAUCCCAUUGGUCUCCAUGGCGACGACCUUAUGGACUCGGGAGGGACCCUGAGGACUACAUCUAUGACCUGUAUGCUGUGUGCAAUCAUCAUGGCACCAUGCAAGGGGGGCACUACACAGCCUACUGUAAGAACUCCGUGGACGGGCUCUGGUAUUGCUUUGAUGACAGUGAGGUGCAGCAGCUGUCGGAAGAUGAGGUCUGCACACAGACGGCCUACAUCCUCUUCUAUCAGAGGCGGACUGCAAUACCGUCAUGGUCAGCCAACAGCUCAGUGGCAGGCUCCACGAGUUCCUCCCUGUGCGAGCACUGGGUGAGCCGGCUCCCUGGGAGCAAGCCCGCCAGCGCCACCUCGGCAGCUUCCUCCAGACGCACCUCCCUGGCCUCGCUGUCCGAGUCCGUGGAGAUGACCGGGGAAAGGAGUGAAGAUGAUGGAGGUUUCUCAACUCGACCAUUCGUGAGAAGUGUCCAACGUCAGAGCUUGUCAUCCAGGUCUUCUGUCACCAGCCCCUUGGCUGUCAAUGAAAAUUGCAUCAGACCUUCUUGGUCCCUGUCUGCUAAGCUGCAGAUGCGCUCCAGCUCUCCUUCCCGGUUCUCAGGGGACUCUCCAAUUCACACCUCUGCCUCCACCUUGGAGAAGAUCGGGGAGGCAGUGGAUGACAAGGUCUCCAUCUCUUGCUUUGGUAGCUUGAGGAACCUUUCUAGCAGUCACCAGGAACCAGGCGAUGGUCCCAGUCGACGGGAGCACAAGGCUGUGGGCCGGGCCCCUCUGGCUGUCAUGGAAGGCAUGUUCAGAGAUGAGUCAGACACCCGCAGAUUGAACUCCGGUGUGGUAGAUGCACAGAGCAAACACUCAGUACAAGGGGCUCACUUACCCCCCAUCUCUGAUCCAUUUGAUAACAAUAACCAGAUAGCUUAUGUGGAUCAGAGUGAUUCUGUAGACAGCUCUCCCGUCAAAGAGGUGAAACCCCCGAGCCACCCAGGCUCCCUCACAAAGAAACCAGACAGCACAACCAAGAGCCCCCCCAGCUCCAAAGGCGCUUCUGAGCCCGAUAGAAGCCUGCGGAAGGGGAGGUCAGUGUUGGCAAGCCGGGAGUCAUCUCAGUCCAGUACCUCCCCUUCCUCUCCUGUUCCUGUCAAAAUUUCUGUGAAGCCCUCUCGCUCCCGAAGCAAGGCGGAUUCUGCCAGGGCCCCUGCCCCUCCCAGAAAGGAGCCCUCCCCCAGAGCCCAGGACUCUGUGGCCUCUCCUUCACCCCAGAAGCCAAAGUCAGCUUCUUCUCUCCCUUGCACUGCUUCCUCCAUACCUGCCAAAAAAGCCUCGGGCCCUGCCACGAGGGGCCCGGUCCCACUUGGGAAGGGCAGGACUUCAGAUAGGGGCUUAAGUAGAGAGGGCUCCAGACAAAGCCUGGUUUCUGACCGAGCCAGUGUCGCCUCCAGCUCCAAACCCAACUCCCCUCGGGUGAGCCAGGCCCGGGCUGGGGAGGGCCGGGGCGAUGGGAAGCAGCACAUCAGGAGCUCCUCCAUGGCCAGCCUGCGCUCCCCCAGCACGAGCACGAAGUCUGGUCUGAAGAGGGACAGCAAGUCGGACGAGAAGGGGCUGUCCUUCUUCAAGUCAGCCUUGAGACAGAAGGAAACUCGGCGGUCCACUGACCUUGGCAAGACGGCCUUGCUCUCGAAGAAGGCAGGUGGGAGCUCUGUCAAGGCGGUCUGUAGGAGUGCUGGGGACGACCAGGCAGAGGGAGGGCACCAUCCUCCAGGUUCCCAGCAUCCAAAGGCCAGUUCAGUUGGAAAAGAGCAGCUCGUCUCCAAGGACCCUGCUUCUUCUAGACAUUCCCUGCUGUCCAGUCGCAAAUCCAAGUCUUCCCAGCUAGACUCUGGCACGCCCUCAUCUCCUGGUGGCAGGCAGACCACUGAGAAACCUUCCCAAAAGCUACCUUCGAGCAUGCCAGCUUCUGCACGGCCUUCUCAGAAACCUCAGUGACACCGCUGCACUCCCAGUGUUGACCUGUAAAGGUGUUUAUUUAUUUAGAACCCCUUCC
Molecule: messenger RNA, 3485 nt
Organism: Molossus molossus (Pallas's mastiff bat)
Lineage: Eukaryota; Metazoa; Chordata; Mammalia; Chiroptera; Molossidae
Gene: USP31
Product: ubiquitin specific peptidase 31
Exons: 15
Coding region: 188-3427 (1079 amino acids)
Biological process (GO): protein deubiquitination
Molecular function (GO): cysteine-type deubiquitinase activity
Source: RefSeq, a predicted model, not a curated record